Messenger RNA from Dothidotthia symphoricarpi CBS 119687, 2453 nucleotides. RefSeq lists its product as uncharacterized. The record is from RefSeq and is a predicted model, not a curated record. The transcript is spliced from 2 exons. Bases 16 to 2253 code for a protein of 745 amino acids. NCBI's taxonomy places the organism in Eukaryota, Fungi, Ascomycota, Dothideomycetes, Pleosporales, Dothidotthiaceae.
GUCGCUGCGCUAGUCAUGGCGAUCUUCGACGUGUUUCAGCGCGCUAUGGAUGCAGGCGAUAAUGCAGGCGGCGAUGAUGCGGACGCUAGUGUUGCCAGCGAAUCGCAGCAUACAAUACAGGGACCGUCGGCUGUUGAAACUCUCCUGGGGCAGACUCUGGCCAAAUCGAAUACAACCUUGGAUUCAACCCAUUCGACCACACGGCCUAGAGCAAAGGCCCCCGCAUCUAUUCUGGGGGCGGUAGACUGCAAGAACCAGGAGAUCGUGCGACUCCAACACUCCCUCACUGAACUGAAAACCGCCCACCAAGCUAGGGAACUUCAGCUACGCGCGACAAAGGGUGAACUUGAUAAUGCACGACACGCGCUCAGCGAGAAAUUUGUAGAAUACUCCAGGUUACGCGAUGAGAUAAAAUCCGUCAGGAAAACGAUGGCAAGGGAACAUCAAUCUAUCAUCUACCGAAAAGACAUCGAAUUAUUUGCCCUACGCAAAGGGAACGAACAGAAAGAAAGGAACAUUGCGGAGCGCGAUACGAGACUCGAAAUCGUAGCACGUGAACAAAGGGCCACGCUGCAGGCAAAGGACACGCAACUCAGGAUGCUAUACGAAAGACUUGCAAUUAUGGAACGCCAAGCAGAUCCAAAGUUCGGCAACGACAUGAAAUUCGAAGACAGCUCCUCCGAUGGCGACCAUGCGCUCGAGGUUCGACUCUUACGUGUGAGGAAGGGCAGGAAGUCUCCAACCGCAGAAGACGAGAAGGAUAUGAUCAUCGCGAAACUACAAGAAGAUCUUGCUGCUGCUAGCAAGACCGCCGAGAAAAUCGUCGACCAGCAGGCUGAGCUGCAACGAGCGUGGGAUAUGGCCAAAAAGAUUCAGGCUGCCCUCAACGAGGAACGAGGAAACCAUGCGCAGACCAAGACCCAACUGCAGACAGCAGCAACAGAGACAGAAGACGAUGCACAUGCAAGUGCUCAAGCCGAUUCUUCGGGCCGAUUACCAACAAUCGAGGAGCACGAUCAGAACGAACUGGAGUCCAUGUUCGACACCGCGCAGCAAGACAAUCUUCGACUUUACACAGAAGUAGAGUCGCUUGACAAGAGGCUUCGCGAUGCCAACGCGAGGAUGUUUGCGGCUGAGAAAGACGCCGAAACCUUGAAAGAGCAAGUCCGACUCGAGCAAGCGAUCAACCAAGAUAUGGAGGCAGCCCGACCGAGCAUGGUGCACCGCGUGCACUUUCAGCGCAUGGAGGGCCAACUCAAGGAUUGCCAGAGCGCACUCGCGGCAAAGGAAAAAGAGAUUGGAGCAUUGAAAUUCACAGCCGCUGAAAAGGACCAGGAACUCAAGGACCAACAAAUCGAACUCGAUGCAGCAGCCAAGUUUCAUACCCAGGAUCAAGACGAAAUAGAGCAGCUCAAACUUUCCCUUUCCGAGAUACGUAUUGCGAACGAGAAGCUUAUGCGUGACCAUGAAAGAUUGGCUUCGCAUCGGGCCCGCCAUCGGGUCAUAUCUGCCGAACACAUAUCUGCGCGAUCUAGCGGUGCGACGCUCAUUCCCUUCGAUUCGACUUCGCCAACUAAUUCAUCAGAUUCUGCCCCUGUUGAAGCGCAUCAGGAGCCGGUGCCAGUGAUUCCAGCUUUCGUCGAGAAAGAGCGACAGAACAGCAUUCAACAAACUCCAGAGCAAUGUCUCCGGAAGCAGACCCCUACACCUCGAGAGCAGCCAAGUAUGAUAUCAAAUGAUACUCCUCCAGCAGAGCUGAGAGCACCUUCUGCAUUGAAGGUCUCUAAGCGAAAAAGUAUGGGCCUUAUGGACCUGAUGAAGCGAAUGGUGAAGAAGGAGAAAGACACCGACGUGCAAGAGCAACCCAACAAGCUCGUAAGCGAAGAGAAAGAGCGAGAACGACAGAGGCACGUAACCGCGGACAAGAAUAGGAACGCUAUGUUACGACCAAAAACUGCAGCCUCCGAACUUGCCUCCACAACACCCCUCCUAUCUAAUAAGCAGCCUGACGUUGAGAUGCGGAGGCCAACAACAUCUGCGCUGCCGAAGAACGUGAAGCCGGAUAUGACGAGGAGGAUUACGUCACGGUACUAUGCGACGCAAUCCACAGACAAUAUUUUGGCAGACAACAUUUUGAGGCCGCAAACUCCGGCUGGGGAUUUGAAGGCAGUGGUCAAAGAUGAGUCAGAGAGGCCGUCGAGUCGGGCUGGUCGGGGUACUUCAACCAAACUGAAGCGCAGAUCGCUCUUUUAAACAGAAAAUACUGGUUUGGUUGGGCGCAAGGCGUAUCGGAGUGUUAAGUUUCGCAUUUGAAAAUCAGCGUAUGUUUCUGACGCGUAUAUUUGGUGUCGUGACGAUCUUGCAGUAUGUAACGAAAGACAUGCAUAUUUAUGUAGUCACGAAGUAUUCUUUCCUAGACUAUCUCUCUACAAGAAUCAUAACACUGAGGCUCC